CAAAAAUCUUACUGACAGUGUCCAAAAUGACAUCUCUUACUCUACUUACAACUUUGGCACUAUCCCUCAUUGUACUAAACAACAGUGUUGCUGGUUUAGAAUCAGAGAAUAUCAUUGGCGGUCAGUAUGUAAAAAAAAAAGAAAUCAAAUUUCAAGCUUCCAUACAAAUACCAAUAGAGCACUGGUGUGGUGGCGCUUUUCUUGCACCUGAUAUUAUUUUGACUGCAGCUCAUUGUUUUUGCGACGAAGAGACUAUGGUUUUUACGAACAGGCCGUACUUUGUUGUCGCAGGAACGACAAACGUGAGCGACCACACUUACAGGAGCCGCGUAGAAACAAUUUAUCUUCACAAAAAUUUCGAAACGGAUAGAAGAAGUGGUUACUAUCUGAAUGACAUUGCUCUUAUAAAACUGGACAAAGGAUUUAAAGUUGGCAAGGAACUACCUAUUGAUUUGGCAUCACUUCCAGAUAAAAACGAAAAAUUCGUGGGAAAAACUGCUGUAGUAUCAGGCUUUGGCUAUGAAAAGGUGAAGAUAACUGGCAAUCAACGAAAUGAGAAUGUAAUCCAUUCCCAGUUCGAAAUUUAA
Messenger RNA from Copidosoma floridanum, 587 nucleotides. Its product is annotated as trypsin 3A1-like. Lineage: Eukaryota; Metazoa; Arthropoda; Insecta; Hymenoptera; Encyrtidae. The record is from RefSeq and is a predicted model, not a curated record.